GCUCUUUAUGGCAGGUCUCAGAAGAGGGGGAGCAGCAGCGCGCGAGCGCGCCGUCGUUUUCAGGGACGGGGUACAGCUGGGAAAAACACAUACGCACGCACACACCUCUGUCUCUCUCACACACGCACAUAAGGCGAAAACAAAAGCGACUCGAAAGGAGACAAGACGCUACUGAUGCUGGCACCACGGAGCAAGAGAGCGUGAGCAUGCGGCGCGGAGCAGGGGCUGCAGCAGACCUUUGAUUGUUUCUUGUAAACCCUGGAGCGCGAGGGAAUAAAAUGGAGUGGUAGGGGAUCCGAGGCGCGAGAGGCGCGUCCACCUGCUGCUACCGGGGAGGCGGUCCGGGCUCGCGAAAGAGGGGAGAUAUGGCUGGACAGUGGUGAUUAUGUUGGAGAGGGAGAUAUUCAGUUGAGAUUGAUGGAUGUUCUACAAGAGUCCCGAUUCCCGGGGGCAGAUCACAGCCCCUGCCCAAGAGAAAAUGAAGAACUUGACCCGUUAGCAGAUCUAAGGAGCUGUGAUGACAUUGAGCCUGCUGUGCUGUCCAUGCCCUCCCUCUGUGGUCAGAAUCAGACAACUGAAGGUCCUCUUAGCCCAGCCGAUCUGCAUGAUGGGUCAAUUUCCAACACCACCUCGCUAUCCUCUCUCUCUUCAUUCUCUUCGCCUUCCUCCCUCUCAUCUCUCUCUUCUGUGCCCUGUUCCAAAAUUGUUACGCCCUGGUCUGUACCACAGACCUGUGACCGGUCAUCACUCUCCAACAUAGACUCAAGGGGCGGAGACUGCCUUAGCUGUCUGAUCCCCAAAAACCAGACUGAACCAGCAUCUUGUGAGUCUGUGCUAAGCUUUGCCAGUAUAAACUUGCAAUGCCUAGGCCCCACCCCCAGCAACGGUCGCUAUGGUGACCAUGUUCUAUCUGAUCAGCUGCUCAGUGGCCCCACCCAGGCAGCUGAAACAAAUGAAGGGGCAGAGGAGUGUAGGUCAAUGCAGGAGAGUGAAUCAGAUGAGGAUCCUGCAUCCAGGAGCAUAUACGAAGGUCUUAGUGAGGAGGCACAGGACUGGAGCUGUCUAGAGACUCUCAUCAGUGAAAGCCGUAUGGAGCUGUUGGACUUAUGCUCACGCAGUGAACUUGCAGUCAAUCUGUUCUGUGAGGAGGAUGUGGAGAAUUACAUGUUUCAGGAGGAGGAGACCGAACUCGGUGGUGACGUCUGCUCACUCAAAAUACGCUAUGAAUCCUAUCAGGAUGGAGGACAGGAGAGGAGUGAGUCUGCCCUAAAGGAUGAACCUCAGCUAGGGUUCUUUCCAAGCUUACCUUGCAGUAGGAAGGAGGGGGCAAAAGAGAAACCAGACCAACCAGCUGAGAUUAAAGCAGAAGACCAUGUGACCCCAGAUAUUAGCCCAGACAGUAAAUUUAUUUUUGACCUUAGUAACUCUCCAGAUGAUUCUGGUGAAUUCAGCGAUGACAGCUCUUGCACAGGCUCCCCAGAUCACAGCCUUUCCCUCCGCCAUGGCUGCCUGUCCAGAGAAAACUCAAGUUCCUCCAGCCAGCUAAGCUACCGCCUUCGAGCCAAGAGGAAGGUGGCCUACAGAGAAGACUACCUGUAUGAUGUGGACUCAAUAGAAAGUGAGAGAAACAUAGAGAAACGUGAAAAACAGCCUGUUGGGCUCAAAAAAGAGCGUGAUGAUGACUGGUGCCCAAAGAAGAGGCGGCGGUCGAUUCGGAAAGAACCUCCUGUCAUUAUAAAAUACAUAAUCAUUAAUCGUUUUAAAGGCCAGAGACACAUGAGAGUGAGGCUGAGGCGGGUUGACCCAUCACCUGCUGUGGUCUGUCUGAAUACAAAUGCCCUGCUACACUAUGAGAAACUUGCACCACUGAAAGCCUACUGGCAGGAAAGAGAAAAGGAACAGCAGGAGAAGAAUAGAUUGACAGCUACAGAAAGAACCAAACGUCUUAAUGGCUGCAAAAGACCGCCAAACACUACACUCAAACGUAAGCACAGGAUGGCCAGACUCAGGAUUCAGCAGAUCCAUGCAGUAGAGAAUUCCCUCCCCAGACAAACUAUAGUAGUCCCUGUCAACAAUCAGUCAGAGGGGACUGAAUCAGUAAAAAGCACAGAGGAACCAAAAGAGGACAUUACCUUCAUUACACACACUGCCAGGGUUAAAAGCAGAACACAGGAGAGAGAGGAAAGGAGAAAGGCAGGUAAAACAGGGAAGAUAAAGAAAUUCAAAAGUGAAGCAAGGCUUAAGUUGAAAAAGCUAUUAGAGGCUGAGACACAGGAAGUCCCUGAAGCCUCUGAGAUUGAGCAGUGUAGCCCAUGUUUACCAGAAAACUUCAGUGACUCUCUGGAAGAUAAUGUUGUCACAAAUGAGACCUGCGGUAAUGAAUCUGAAAAAUGCACUUUGACCCCAACUGCUCCGGGGACUGAUGAAAAUGCAGAACUCCUCCCAGGGGGAUACCUGCAGACUCUUCUGGAAGCCGCUGAGUCAUCGAGCAGUGCUAAUAUCACCCAUUUCCAUCAGGGGCUGCAGAAUCCCACACUGCAGCCAAUCCAGAGCUGCGUUCUCUCUCCCCCCUCCGAAUCUGAGCUCCCCCACUCUCCUCCACCUAUGAACCAUGGGCCACAUCACACACACUAUACUGAGCCCAAUAUUACUGAACCAAACCAGCCCAUUUCAUGGCCAUCCCAACCACUUGUUGAACAGCUGCCAUUCUCCCCAGAUGUCCCAACCCAGUCACCUGUAAUGCCAUCAGGCUUUCCCACACCAUUGCCCAUGUUAGCAGGGGAUGGCACAACUGUAACAGGGUAUGGACAAGUGUCUUUAUCGGGAUGCAGGGUGUCAUAUGAAGAGUCUAAGCCUGAUGCUGAUUACGGAUUGAGUCCUCCUGUGUCUCAAAGUGAUAAUGGGGUGGGACGACUGGUUAGCUUUAACUCCCUGGGGUCACUAUCUGCCACUUCUAGCAACUACAGUUCACUCAGCCUGAGAGAGGGAGAAAGGGAUAGGGAGGAGGAAAUUGGUGAGAUCAACAAUGGCUUCCUACCGCAUUGCAGCCCACGGUUAGUCCUUCAGCAUAGUCUUGAGGAGGUUGCUCCACUUCGAGAGUCCACAGACCUCUUGGAUAUUUCCAACUUUACCCCUGAUAAAUUCCGCCAUUCAUCACUGUCUGAGAUGUCCCCACCAGACACACCCAAUUCUUCCCCACAGCUGCUGGGAAAUUGUGGGAAAGUUGGAGAAUUCUUAGAGGCAGGAGACACAAAUGUAAAGUGGAGCUGUGGAGCUGUCCCACAGCUUGAUCAGGAUAGAACAGGAAAUGCACAACUCCUUCAGAUACACUCUUUCAACACAGAGGAGGAAGAAUUGAGGGUUGGGGAACAAAAAGGUUCAACAAAGAAUAAUGGUAGAAAUGGACAAGGCACCAAAAAAAUCAAAACCACAAAAACAUUGAAAGGAGAGAAAGUAAAGCUACCAUGUCAGGGCUCUCGUUCUGUGCGUAAGAUAAAAGCUUUGCUGGAGGGAAAAGCAGUCAAAAGUCGGGGAGGGUCAGGAAGUGCCAUUUCAUCCCCCACCCUGUCACUUGGUUUGAUGGGACCUCAGGGGGAGUGGCAUAACACUGGAGGACUUCCCAAUGAUGACCAACGAGAAUUUCAGGAACCGUCAAACAUCCUGUCCAAUAUUGUGUCUGGCAUGGCUGAGGUACAGCGCUUCAUGAGGGCCUCAGUAGAACCUCUUUGGGGGCCUUGCCUGUCACCAGGUCAACAUGCCCUCCAGAGCCAGACACUUAAGAUUCUGGGUAGUGCCGCUGACCUUAAAAAACGGGGUGGUGCCUCAGGCGGAGGUAGAGGGAAAAAAGGAGCUGGGCGUGGUGGAAAAACGCUGCCUAAACUUCUCCCACCAGGCUUCUUUCCUCCCCUUGGACUGGACUGCCUCCCACUUCCACACCGUCCAGCCCACAAAAAAAUGUACCGUCACAAAAGCAGCGCUAAGUUUGCCCGUGAGGAACUCUUAGCAGGCAAAGGGAACAUAAAAGGAGUAGCAUUGACCGCUUUGGUAGAGAAACAGAGGUAAUAUUUUCUCUCUGCAAUGUGCCCCUUCUCUUUCUCCGUUCCCUUCGCUCGCUCCCCGCCAAAUCCUCGUAAAAUCCUUUCCACAUUUCUGAGCUGCAUGGCACCGACUUUACCCACAAUUCUUUGCCUGGCCCAACGGAUAGCAGGCACAUCCUGCAUGUCAGCCCAGCUAAACUACCUACUAGACUGACUGAAGUCUCACUGUCAUGGCUGCACCCUACUCACCAUUGCUGCUUUGUUGCAUUUUAAUCUGACAAAUAUUCAGUUGUUUAUUUAUGUUUUGUUUGUUUUUCAAGAAGAAAAAAAAAUGCCUUGAAAGUCUUUGGAUUCUGCUUUAGUAUGGUGUUCUAAAUAUCUAUUUUUUGUCUUUUUGUUUUCCAUUGCAGCUAUAACACUGUAAGUGUUAAAUCAGUGUCACAGCACCAUCGUUUAAACCGAGCCCAGCGCCCUGCUCUGUCUCUCAGCAAAUGGUUGCCUUCUGAUCAGGGGUCAAAGGUCAUGUGUAGUGUUAUGUGCUAAGAAUUGUUUUUCCCUUGUUAUUGUGCCAACCCCUCAGAAAAUUGGGCUUUGACAUUCUAAGAGAGGAAUUCUUGAACAAGAUGCUCUUGUUUUCUGAGGUUCUGAUAUUUACCGGUCUCAAAUUAGAUUUUGCAUUAUCGUUGUUUGUUUAUAAGUUGUGAAAGGUAGGUUCAUUCAUCUGUUCUCCAGUGUAUCUCCUCCUGCCAGUAUCAAAAUGCUGUUGUACACAAACAUAUGCACUAUUUACAAAACAAGAUUAUAUCAAACGUGUUGAAAUUAAUGUGCCAAACUAUGACUAAUUAAGUGUACAGACAUUUUUAUCUACAUAAAUAUUUGCUGUUUUAUAAUGUGGCAGUGAUUGGGGAGCUUUGUUCUUGGGAUGGGGGGUGGAGUUGUUAAUCUGAAAUUCACUCCUGUUGCAUCACAUCUGUACAAACAGAAAGCAGCUCAUUUCUACAAUCAAAAGGAAAAGGUUGUUGGUUUAUUUUCUGUAUUUUACACUCCUGGCUAGUUUAAGAUUAGAGGCAUGAAGUAAGAGAUGCAUGAAGAUAAUUGUGGAGAGGGAGUUUAAAACCCAUAAUAGCAUAGAAAGACAAUGGUAGCUUUUCAGUCUGAUUAAUUUCUGGAUGGUAAAAGAUCAUAACAAGGUACAAAUUGGUAAUUUCUGCUUAUAAGACAUUACAUAAUGCAUUCUAACUUGUUUACAUUCCCAAGCUUCUAGUUUAGCUCAGUAGCUCUCCUAUGUUCCUCUGAAUUUUAUGCCAUUAAAACCAGUUAAGAACAAGACCAAAUAUUUUUUGAAAGUUUUUCUAAUUUGUUGCUAGUGGUGUGCAUGCAUUUAAAAACAUGAUAUAAAUAUAUGUUGUGAAUGCUGAUCCCCUGUAUUAUUAAUUUCUCUGACUCUGGCCUGUUUUUCUUUCCUUAAUUUAAAACCAUAAUUUUUCUAUUGUUGUUGGAAUGUUAUUUGUCGUGUAUAAAAAUGGAAAAGAUGCCAACAUGGUUACCCACAUAUUCUGUUUACAUCAUUUCUGCAGGAUUUAAUUUUUUAUAAAUUUAUGACUCCCUGAAUCCCCUCUUUUGAGAAUAUCCCAGCAGGAAGGAGGUUUAUUUUGCUCUAGCGCUGACUGAGACAUUUCUGAGUUGGUGAACAGUACAUAAGUUAAGUAGGUAUUUUUACCUGCUAUCUGAUUCACAAGUGACGCAAGCAUUUAACCCCUCUGACAACCCCUUGAUUUUAAGAAAACAAAGAAGAGCUUUUUCCAGCCUCAUCUAGCAAAAUACAAGGAAAAUUAGAUUAUAAAAUCAUUUUAAAUUCAUGUUGUCCAAGAGAGUUUUUUUUUAUUUUUAUAUCCAUGCUGAGCGAAUGGAGAUGUAACAGUUGGUUCAGGUCCAUUGACUCAGGGAACCCAACUGCAUUCACAUCUCCCAUUCCCACAGCUGCCCAUCCCACCAAACAAAUUCAAGCCGCUCUCAGUGCUGCCCUCUGAUGUGCUGUUGCUAAACCUGCAGGAUAUCUGUGAUGUCAGUGCAGUGAGCUCUUGUUCACAUUUGGAGAACAGUUUAAAUCAUUAUAGCACACGUCCCCUGCACUAACUGAAGGUGUUUUUCAAAUGUUCUAAAACAGUGUAAUUCACCUAUAAGUGCAUCAUGGGAAAUUUAAACAAGCAUAUCAAAAACGUAAUUGUGCCCUAUUUAUGAAUGUAUUAUAUUUUCAUGUUGGACAUUUUCAUGAUUUAUUUGACAUUACUUGUAACUACUUUUUCUCAUUAUCAAGGAAAAAAGAAACUGUUUCUACUGCCUGGACAUUCUUUGCCAGGUUCAUUCAAUGAACUGUUGAUGUAGGAAAAAAAUUAUGACCUGUAUAUUUUUCAUUGUGCCAAUUUGUAACAUAUUUUCUAAGUGUAUAUUUUUCUUAGAAAGUGAUGUGAGGUCGUUCUUACUGUGGCUUCUGUUCUUUUUUCCCUUUUCAGCAAGUGAAAAGGUUGCUAAUUGCCAUGAUGUUUUCUUUUUCUCUUAUUUGUUUUUUGUUUGUUUGUUAAAAAAAAAAAACUAUUGUAAAGGAGAGACAAGGAGAGCAAGCUGUGACUCUUUGUUGAGAGUUUUUGUAAUUGGACCAAUCUUGUUGUAAGAGUGUUGUGCUCUAGUAAAAUAUAUAAUAAUUAAAAAAUAAACCAUGAAAACAGACAGUGGAACAAUUACACUAAUUUGUGAUCUCAUUGCGGUUUUCUAGUAUUUUGUUUUGUUGUAUCUGUCACAAAAGUUGAAAUAUUUGUGAUCAAGCCUGUAUGGUGACAAAUGUAAUAUUGGUAACUUGCUAAGUUUUGUAAUCAUGUUUAUGGAAUAAAUAUGAAU
Molecule: messenger RNA, 6932 nt
Organism: Xyrauchen texanus (razorback sucker)
Lineage: Eukaryota; Metazoa; Chordata; Actinopteri; Cypriniformes; Catostomidae
Product: neurite extension and migration factor-like
Exons: 3
Coding region: 418-4062 (1214 amino acids)
Biological process (GO): negative regulation of neuron migration; negative regulation of cell-matrix adhesion; negative regulation of cell-cell adhesion mediated by cadherin
Cellular component (GO): nucleus
Source: RefSeq, a predicted model, not a curated record